Messenger RNA from Aspergillus calidoustus, 1458 nucleotides. The record is from the annotation of a GenBank genome assembly. Lineage: Eukaryota; Fungi; Ascomycota; Eurotiomycetes; Eurotiales; Aspergillaceae.
AUGCGGUCCUUUGCUCCCUGGAUUGUGACCCUGCUGGGAGCUGCUGGAAUUGUUUGCGCUUCUUCUGAGGCUCCGGCGGCGGAAGCAGAGUCUGACGUUAUCUCUCUGACCAAGGACACCUUUAACGACUUCAUUGCCGAGCAUGAACUGGUCUUGGCCGAGUUCUUCGCCCCCUGGUGUGGCCACUGCAAGGCUCUGGCACCCAAGUACGAGGAAGCCGCCACUGAGCUAAAGGCAAAGAACAUUCCUCUUGUCAAAGUGGACUGCACUGCGGAGGAAGAUAUUUGCAGGGAGCAGGGUGUGGAGGGCUACCCAACACUCAAGGUUUUCCGUGGCGCCGAUUCCGUGAAGCCCUAUCAGGGAGCUCGACAGGCAGAGGCGAUCGUUUCUUAUAUGGUGAAGCAGUCCCUCCCCGCUGUCUCCACCGUCACCGAGGAGAACCUCGAGGAAUUUAAGACUCUGGAUAAGAUUGUUGUUGUUGGAUACUUCGCUGAAGAUGACAAGGCCUCCAAUGAGGCUUACACUGCUUUCGCUGAAAGCCAGAGAGACAACUAUUUGUUCGGAUCCGCCAAGGAUGCUUCAAUUGCCAGCGCCGAAGGCGUGAGCCAACCGUCAGUUGUUCUCUACAAGGAUUUUGACGAAAAGAAGGCUACUUAUGAAGGAUCACUCGAGCCUGAGGCCCUCCUCAGUUGGGUCAAGACUGCCAGCACUCCUCUCGUGGGUGAGGUUGGUCCCGAGACUUACUCUGGAUAUAUCACGCUCAAGGGUUCUAUCAACAUUGCAACCAUCGAUGCCAAGGCAUUUGGUGCUCACGCUGGAAACCUCAACCUCGACCCCAAGCAGUUCCCCGCCUUUGCUAUCCAAGAUCCCGCCAAAAAUGCCAAGUAUCCCUAUGACCAGUCCAAGGAAAUUUCCGCUAAGGACGUUGGAAAGUUUAUUCAGGACGUUCUGGACGGCAAGGUCGAGCCCAGCAUCAAGUCUGAGCCCAUCCCUGAAACGCAAGAAGAUGCUGUCACAGUUGUUGUGGCCCAUUCUUACAAGGACGUUGUGAUUGAAAACGACAAGGAUGUCCUUCUUGAGUUCUACGCCCCCUGGUGCGGGCACUGCAAGGCUCUUGCUCCGAAGUACGAGGAGCUGGCCCAACUGUACGCCAGCAACGAAGAAUUCAAGUCCAAGGUCACCAUCGCCAAGAUUGACGCCACCGCUAACGACGUUCCGGACUCCAUCACUGGAUUCCCCACCAUUAAGCUCUUCCCUGCCGGCUCCAAGGAUGCCCCAGUUGAGUACUCUGGUUCCCGCACCGUGGAGGACCUUGCAAACUUCGUUAAGGAGCACGGCAAGUACGGCAUCGAUGCCUUCAUUGCUGAGCCUGUGGAAACUGCUGAGGAAAAGGAUGAUGCCGCUGAGGAAGCUGAGGCUGAGCCUGCUCCUGAGAAGCCCGAGCAUGAUGAAUUGUAA